AUGCACUUACUAGGAUCCUUCAGCAAGAACUGGGUACGAUGGCAGAAUAUUCAGAAAGGAGCCCUGAUGUCACCUCAGGAUGCUUUUCCUGCCCUAAAGAUUGUUUUCUUUUUAAAGGAAACCGAAGACUUAAAAUCACAGUAUGAGCAAAUGGUCUUUGAACUGUUGAAUUGGAUUAAACUCAAAGUGGUGGAACUGGAUAAUCGGCUCUUCCCCAACUCUAUACAAGAGAUGCGCCUUCUCAUGGGCAACUUUAAGACCUUCCGCACUGUAGAGAAACCUCCCAAGUACAGGGAGAAGGGGAUAAUCGAAGCCCAUUUCUUCCAUAUCAGAACCAAACAACAAGCCAACCACCAACGCCCUUAUUUGCCCCCUGAAGGAAAGACACUGCAAGAUUUAGAAAAGGAAUGGGACAGUUUGGAGAAAGCUGAGCACAACCAUGGGAAAGCACUCCAACAGGAGCUGUUGAGACUAGAAAGAGUUGAACAACUGGUCCAGAAAUUCCUGAAGAAAGCAGCUCUUCGUGUGGCCUACCUGGAGAGUAUGAGGGAGAUAAUGAGCAAGCAGGAUGCUGGGAGACCUGAUAAUUUGGAGCAACUUGAAGCAGCUGCAAGGAGGCUGGAGGCCAUUGAGGCAGACAUGCUUCCCAGAGACACACGCUUCAAAGCACUUGCUGAGAUGGCAGCAGAAAUCAAGCAGGAGAAUUAUUAUGAUCAGGAUCAAAUUACAAAGAUGCAAAGGGACAUUGCAGAACAGUGGCAAGAUCUUCUGAGUCAAUUCCAAAGACAAAGACAAUCUCUGAAAGUUACACAGGAAGGUUUGGUCCUUCUCAGACACAUUGAUACCAUUGUGGAAGAACUUAAAGAGCUGCAGAACCCACUAUAUUAUAGUGGUGAUGAAGGUGAGAUCCGGAUGAGCAAGGACCAGGAUCAACCUGCAUUGCCAAACGCCCAGAGCUCCAGCGCUACCACGCAACAGGCACUGCCACCCGGCCCGACCAUGGGCACCGUGUCCAGAUUGCGAAACUCCAUUCUGCAGUUUGACAUAGCUCAGCCCAAGGCCUGGGAAGCCUGGGUCAAAAGACUCAAGUACCACCUCAUGGCACAACGAAUCAAGGAUGACGAACCAGAAAUCAAAAAGGCCAUUCUGCUGAGCAACUGCGGGAUCACAAUCGUACAGCUCGCGGAGGGCCUGGUCGCACCAGGAACGCUCAAAGCAUCCUCCUUCGAUAAAAUCAUCAAGGCACUGACCGGCCAUUUCAUCCUGAAGCCUACCCGCCUCACCCGGCAGCUACAGUUCUUCGACAGAUUCCAGGAACCAAAUGAGACGGCCACAACCUUCCUGACCCGCCUGCACAACGUGGGAAGGAAGGCGGACUACGGCGUGCAACUUGAAGAAGCCCUGAUCGUGAAGUUCACUCACAGCCUCCAGGACUCGAAGGCAGGUAGGAAAAUCACUACGGAAGAUGAUCCUACCCUGGCGAAGGCCCUACAGAUAGCCACUGCCACCAAGGAUGUGACCUGUAUGGCUGAAGGCCAGGCACGUGCCCCUAACGUUGAGAUUGAAGAGGAGCUAGACCACUUCGUGUCCCAAGGGGUCCUUGAACCAGUAGCGAACGCGAAGUGGGAAACCCCCAUUGUCACCCCAAUCAAGUUUAAUGGCAGCAUCCACAUCUGUGCAGAUUACAAAUGCACAAUUAAUAAGGCACUGCAGGGCCACGCCUACCCGGUUCCAGUGGUGAGCCACAUACUAGCAUCAUUAGCGGAGGCAAAGAUUUUUGGAAAACUGGACCUGGCACAGGCAUACCAACAGCUUCCUGUGGAUGCCACCACAGCCAAGGCGCAAAUAAUGGUUACGCACCGGGGGGCCUUCAGAGUAAAGCGCUUGCAGUUCAGGCCAUUCUUCGACGAUGUGCUGAUAGCAGCCACCACCAAAGAGGAGUUCACCGGCCGCCUACGGGCUGUGCUGCAGAGGUUUGACAGGGCAGAGUUGAAGGUGAAAUGGGAGAAAUGUGUGUUGGGGGUGCCCUCCAUUGAUUUUCAGGGGUAUACGGUGGAUACGAGCAGCAUUCAUCUGGCCCAGGAUAUAAUAAAGGCCAUUUGUGAUGCACCGACGCCCACCAACAAGGCGGAAUUACAGUCCUUCUUGGGAAUCCUCAAUUUCUACCAUGCCUUCCUCCCCCACAAGGAAGCGGUAGCAGAGCCCUUAUACAGACUGUUGGACAAACGGGCAUCAUGGGUUUGGGGUGGCCGGCAAGCUGCUGCUUUUCAGGCUGUAAAGGACAUUUUAACUUACUACAGCUUGCUGGUGCACUUCAACAAGAGGCUGCCCGUCAUUUUAGCGUCCAAUGCUUCGCCCUACGGGGUGGGCACCAUUCUGGCACACGUAAUACCAGAUGGCCACGAGGUUCCAGUAGCUUACUAUUUGAGGACUCUACAGAAACCAGAGCGAAACUAUGUUCAGAUAGACAAAGAGGGCCUGGCCAUUGUGGCGGGGGUUAAAAAAUUCCAUGAUUUCUUGUAUGGCUGGCCCUUCACCAUCUUGACGGACCACAAGUCCCUACUGGGCCUGUUCACCCCUGACCGCCAAACACCCCAAAUGAUUUCACCGUGGUCCAUCUUCUCCAUGGGAUACCAGUAUGACCUUAAGGUUUUUGCCACACAUGGCCUCCCGGAUACGUUGGUAUCGGAUAACGGGAUGGCUUUCACCUCGGCCAAGUUUCAGGAUUUCUGUGGCUGGAACUUAAUAAAGUGCAUACAGUCAGCCCCUUUUCAUCCUGCCACCAACGGCCAAGCAGAGAGGAUGGCUCUACAAGCUGAGUGUGAUGCCCACAAAACGACUUGUUCCGAGACAGUCUUUAAAGGCUGGAAGCUGAAGCAGACAAAUCCUUCAAGCCAGAAAGACAUCGACAAGCAGUCUGAGAAUAUCCAGAAGCUAUGGCAACAGCUACAUGAUAAGGUGGCCAGUCAUAAAAUCUGUUUGGAGGCAGCUUCUCUCAUCAAACAAUACUUUGCCAAUAUUGAUGAGGCAGACUGCUGGCUGCAAGAACAUCAAAUCCUCCUAACCAGCAAGGAUUAUGGGAAGGAUGAAUCUAGUGCAGAAGCUCUGUUGCGUCGCCAUUUUCAUUUGGAGGAAGAGAUUGUUGCUUAUUCUUCUGAAAUAAGCCUCUUGGAACAGCAGGCACAUUUUGUGGCACAACAGGCUGCAUCAGUGCACAGGAGGAAAGCACUACAGGAGGCAAUCCAACUCUACCAGUUCUACAGUUCCUGCGAAAAAUUCAAGUCUUGGAUAAGUGACAAAGAAAUUUUUUUCCAUACCAAGCUGCCAAAAGAACAUAAUGUGAAAGCUAUACAGCAGAAAUACCAGAGUUUUCUAAUGGAAUUGGCUGCUGGGAAAAACCACUUGGAUGAGAUCCAUCGUUUAGCAGAGAUGUUUUCUAAGAAUAGUCCUGGAAAAAAGGAGAUUCAAACCCUCCAGAAUGAGAUAACCUUGAGGUGGGAGCGCCUGGAAACAUUAAGGGAAGAGAAGGGCUCAGAGCUGAUUGGUAUAGCCGAUGUGAAGACCUUCCUUCAGGACUGCCAGGACACUCAACUGUUAAUACAAGAAGGACUGACUCAUCUUGAGGAUUUAGGACGUCAGAACAUGCCUGCUGUUCUGGAGGCAGAGAGACGCAAACUCAGUACCCUUGAGAGAGAAAUCUCAGUCCAGGAGAGAAAAAUUGAAUACCUGGAAAGUGUGGCCAAAUCGAUCAAGGAUACUAAUCCUGCAGAGAGCAAGGCCAUAAAGGAACAGGUGGAAGACAUGGAGGUUCUGCUGUCAACAUUAAAGUCAAAGACAGAUGAAAAGGGAGCAGCUUUGCAAGCAACACAGGACCAACAGACCUUUCUGCAAGGCAGUCGUGGACUCCUUUUUUGGGCAGAUGGGAUGAAGGAGAAGCUAACCAGUGAGGAAACAGGUGUAGAUGUGGUUUCUGCAGAGCAGCUGCUACUAGGGCACCAAGAUUUGCUAAAGGAACUACACAGCCAGAGCAAAAGGUUUAUGGAGUUGCAAGAGUUGGGUCAAAAGAUAAUGGAUGUCUCAUCCAGCGUCAGGGCUAUGGAUGUUCGUGAGUCCAUGCAUAAACUUGAUCAGAAAAGGACUGAGCUGGAUGAAUUGUGGGCAAAGAGACAAAAGAUGCUCCAGGAAAGUGUGGAACUACUAAAAUUCAGUAGAGAAGUUGACCGUAUCAAUGCAGCCCUUGUCACUCAUGAGGUCUUUCUCCAAACUGAUAACCUGGGGGACCAUGUGAAUUCUGUUCGGAGUCUACUGAAGCAACAUGGGGAUUUUGAACAAGUACUGCUGAUGUUAAAGCACCGGGUAGAUGCAGUUAAUGAGCAUGGAGAGCAGCUGAUGGAGAGAAACCAUUUUGCUUCCGAUAUCCUUGAAGAGAAAAUGCAUGCUUUACGGGAGAGGUGGAAAUGCCUGACUAAUAAUAAUGAACACAGAAAGAAGAUGCUAGUGGAUUCUCUUCUGCUACAGGAGUUUAAUUAUGAUACUGCUGAGCUUUUGAUAUGGAUGGAGGAGAAGUACAAGAUAGCAUCAGAUGAAUCCUACCGUGACCCAACAAAUAUUCUACGCAAGCUGAAAAGGCAUGAGGCUGUUGAACAGGAAAUGAAAGCUAAUAAGAAGCACUUCAUGGAACUUAUGGUGGCUGGAAAUGAGUUGGUUCAGGAUAACCACUAUGCAGCAGAUUCCAUUCAGGACAAAAUGUCAGAGCUCAAGAAGAAAUGGGAGAAGCUACACAGGAAGAUGGUGGAACGAGGAGACAAACUGAGGCAGGCUGGACAGCAAGAACAACUUGCAGAACUUCUCAAGGAUGCAGAAGAGAAGAUAGAGAAGAUGGAGAAAGUCCUUCAUAAUGCAGACGUGGGUCAUGACUUGCGUUCCAGUCGCAAUCUGUUCAAGGAACACAGUCAACUGGAAAAUGAGAUGCAGGGAUUGGCUGUGAAAAUGAGUUCCAUUGUCCUUCAUGCCCAACAAAUGGCUACAGAUCAUUUUGACAGUGAAAAAAUUCUGGAUGAGACGCAAAAGUAUCUGGAAAGGUAUGAAUCUCUCCAAGAGCCUCUUGCUGAGAGAGGCCAGCUGCUGCAGGCAAGAGUAGAACUUUAUGAAUUCUGCCAUUACCACAAUAUGGAAAUGCAAUGGAUUAAUGAAAAAAUAGCAGUUGCCAAUUCCACAAACCAAUGCAAGUCCUUGGAUGCAGCUCUACGUUUGCUACAGAAGAACAAGGAAUUACAAGCAGAGGUGAAUACCCAUAAUCACCAAGUGCUGAGGGUUCUAGAGAAAGGAAGAGCACUGUCAGAAGGCAAGCACAUGCCAUCCCAGGGAAUCAAGGAAAUGUGCCAGGAGCUAAGUGAAGGUUGGAUGGAGUUAGAGAGUGCAUGUGAGGGAAAGAUCAAACAGCUACAGCAUUCUGUUGCCUUCCACCAGUUUUUAAUAGAUAUAUCAGAACUGGAGAAUUCAGUACUAGAGAAGCUUGCACUGGUAGUGAACAAAGACUGUGGUAAAGAUGAAGCUGCAACUCUUAAAUUAAUAAAGAAACAUAAGGAACUUGAGCAUGAGAUUAACAUUUACCAGAGUUUAGCAAUGGAACUAGAGGAAAGAGCCAAAACACUGCUUCUCCCAGGCUCUAUUUACUUUGAUGAAGUUGAUGCACCACAGGAGCAAGUUCAGUCGCAGCUUCAGGAACUGCGAGAAAUGGCCUUCUCAAGAGGCAAAAGGUUGGAAGAAACUCUUGCACUGCAUAACUUCCUAAGGGAAUAUGAAGAUCUGGAGGAAUGGAUCCAUCAGCAAACACAGAUUGCCAGCUCUGAUGACUACGGUACAGAUUAUGAACAUGUCUUGCUUCUUUGUGCCAAAUAUGAAACAUUCCAGCACCAGAUAGAAGCUGCUGCCAAGAGAGUUGCUAUGUGCUGUCAGCAAGCAGAACAUAUGGUGAACCACAACCAUUUUGCAUCCAGGGACAUUCAGAAGAAGCAGAAACACUUACAGAACUUGUGGGAGGAGAUGCUGCAGGUGACCAAGUUUCAAGGAGAACAACUACAAGAUGCUGAGGCCAUACACAAGUGUCUUCAAGACUUGGCAGAAGCCCUCACCCACAUUGAGGAGAAAUACAAGACCAUCCCAGAUGAUAUUGCUAGAGAUCUAAGUGGAAUACAGUCCCAGCUCCACAGACAUUCAGCCCUUGAGCAUGAAUUGUAUGGGAAUGAGCAACAGCUGCAAGAAUUAAUUGACGCUGCUGAUGGCGUGCUCAGUCGCUGCUCUGAAAGGCAAGCAGAGGAGAUACAAGCAAAACAGCAGGCAGUGGUGGAGAACUGGGAAUCCUUGAGAUGUAAAGUGGAGCAGCGCAGGAAUCAGUUGGAACAAACCUGCAAACUUUUCCACUUUCAAACUGAAGUACGGUCCUAUUAUUCCUGGACAUCUGAGAUCAUGAGAGAAAUGAUGAUUAUGGAGACUGCUCAAGAUGCAACUGCAAGUGGAUUGAAGCUGAAUCAGCAUCAGCAACUUUUGGCAGAGAUUGAGGCCCGUUAUGAGGUUUAUACUCGGGUGCUGCAGCUGGGUCAAGAACUACUCCCAGAAGUGAAAACUGCAACAAAAGAUAUCCACAACACUUUGCAGGGCCUGUUAGAAGAAAAGGGCAAAGUGUACAGCACAUGGACACAGAAGAAGGAGUGGUUGGAGAAGGUCCAUCUUCAGCAAAUGUUUUUCAGAAACUGUGAACACCUAGAAAACAUACUGAAUUCUCAAGAGAUGUAUUUGAAAAACAGUGACUUCAGGAAUACAUGGGAUGAGGUAGAAAAGCAGAUCAGGAAACACGAAGCUUUUGAGAAACUUCUGGAUUCCCAUGAUGAAAAGGAAUUGUCUCUUCAGGAGCAGGCAAGUAAACUACAACAGAACAGAGAACUGGAAGGAGCAUCGGUCCAGCACAAACUCAAUAAUAUAAUAAAAAGGAGAAGAUACCUCAAAGAACUCUCCUUUAAAAAGCGAGAAAAACUGCAGACAGCCCUUCUGACAGCCAUCUUCUACCAGAAUCUAGCUGAGGCAGAAAGCUGGAUUGAGGAGUGUAUACAAAAGGUGGAGGACUCUCCUUUUCAAAGUCUCAGCAACCUGAGUGACAAGAUGAAGCUUCUGCAGAAGCAUCAAGCUUUUGAGGCUGAGAUUCUAGCCCACAUGGAUCUAAUUGCAACUGUUAAUAUGAGAGGAGAAGCCUUAGCGUCCCAGAAUCAUCCUGAAUUGGAGGAGAUACGUCACAAGACUCAAUUACUUCAAGAACAGUGGUGGAAGCUGCAGCAGGUUGUUGCUGCUCGUGGAAAGAUGCUUGAAGAAAGUAGGGAUUUCCUGGAAUUUUUACAAAAGGUGGACCAUGUAGAGGCCUGGAUCAGAGACAAGGAAGUGAUGAUUAAUAUUGGUGAUGUUGGAAAUGAUUAUGAACAUUGCCUGCAACUCUUGAAAAGACUGGAUGAGUUUCGAGGAGCAUCAGGGGAAAUUACUGUGGAUGAUGUUCACAUUAAAACCAUCAAUGCCCUUGCUUUGAAAUUGGAGCUACAAAACAAGGAAGAAAUAAAAACAAUAUAUCAGCGCCGGAAACAGCUCAAUGAGAGGUGGAAGAAUUUCCAUGGUGAAUUGAAGGCAUACAGGAGGAAGUUGGAAGGAGCUCUAGAGAUUCAUGCCGUAAUCAGAGAAAUUGAUGACAUAACCGAGAGAAUCAGUGAGAAGAGUGCACUGAUACAAUCACUAGUCUCUGGGAAAGAUGUAGAAAGUGUAGAAAACCUAAUACGGAGACAUGAAGAAAUGGAGAGAGAGAUCGGUAUCAUUCUAUCCAAUAUGGAGGCCCUGGAACUGGAAUCCUUUCCACUUUGUAAGAGAAAUCCAUCCUCUAUAAGUGACAAACUGACUAUGAAACAAAAGGAGAUGAAAAAUUAUUGGCUACGACUCCAGGGCCAGGUCAUGCAAAGGAGGGAGAAACUGGCAGCCUCUUACCAGUUGCAGAAGUUUAAAUCUGAGAUGAAAGAACUUCUAGACUGGAUUCAAGGAAUCAGAGGACCAAUGGAGUCCGGGAGUCUUCCUAAAAGUUUAGCCGAAGCGGAAAGUAUGCUUGAAGAGCAUAAUGAACGAAAGGCAAAGAUUGAAGCACAAGGAGAAAGGCUGAGUUCAUUAACCAGCUACGGUAAGGAACUUGCCAACUCUGGAUAUUAUGCAGCCCAUGAGAUCCACCAUUUCCUCACCAGACUACAGGAGGCUUUGGAUGAACUGAGCCAGGUCUGGCAAGAACAAAAUCUAAAACUGAUUCAAGCUAAGGAUUUACAGAAAUUCUAUGGCUACAUGGAGGAGAAUGAAAGCUGGCUGAGCAGCAAAGAGGCCUUUCUAGCAAACAAGGAUCUGGGGGAUUCUGUAUCCAGUGUGGAGAGUCUGCAGCAAAAACACAUGCAAUUUGAAAAGGCCCUGGAAGCCCAGAUGAACAAGAUUGACAUAAUGACCUCAUUUGGCCAGCAGAUGAUGGACAGCCAGCAUUAUGACUCUGAGAACAUAAUGAGCAAGAUCCAGGAGAUUCUCAGGAGAAAGCAGAAACUUCUGGAAACUGCUUUGGCUCGCAGGCAUCUGCUGAAAGAAUCGAGUCUUCUGCAAAGCUUUUUGCGUAGUUCCUUUGAGGUGGCUGCAUGGAUGAAUGAAAAAAACACUGUUGCAUUGGACGAGAGCUGGAGGGACCCAAGCAACCUUCCUGCUAAAGUGCAAAAGCACCAGACUUUCCAGGCAGAGAUCAUGGCCAGUAGAAAUGACCUAGCUCGUAUCCAAACUGAAGGAGAGAAGAUGCUCCAAGAGGGACAUUAUGCCCCUGAUGUCAUCCAGUCCAGACUGCAGGAAAUAGAGGACCUUUGGUAUGAGUUGCUGGAAAACUGCCAUGAAAAGGAAAGAAAGAUGCAGGAUGCCUGCAAGGCUAUGCAUUUCCUCCGUAAGGUGAAUGAUGUGGAAAAAUAUCUGGAUGAUCUAGAAAGUGAGCUGAAUGUACCAGCAAAUAGCCCUGACCUCCUGGUUCUGAAUGACCUUCUAAAGAAACAGGAGGCAUUAGAAGAAGAUUUUGCGGGCUGUAAAGACCAGCUACAAGAGCUUGUAAAAACAGCACAAGAAUUCCAACAGGAGAAGAAUUUUAUGGCAGAUGAAAUUGAAGAGACAGUAGACAAUGUGGUGCAUAGAUACAAACUUCUUAGGGAGCCAUUGCAAGAGAAAAGUGGGUGCUUGGAAGCUAGCAGGCUGCAUUAUCAGUUCCUCCAAGAUGUCACUGAGGAGUUAACCUGGAUUCAUGAGAAACUUCCCCUGGCAUCCUCCAGAGACUAUGGCCAGUCUCUUACAAAUGUUCAGAGUUUACAGGGAAAACUCCAGAAUUUGGAGAAUGAAAUUAAUAGCCAUGAUGCUUUAACUAAAGCAGUUAUCAGCACUGGACAGAAGCUUUUAAAGGGAGGUCACCCUGCCUCACAAGACAUCAUGGAAAAGGUGAAAGAACUGGAAAUUGCCUCAGAAAAUCUGAAGGGCAAGGUUCAGGAGAGAAGAAGGAGGCUCAUACAAUCAUAUGAAAACCAACAUUUCUUCACUGAGCUUUUGGAGGUGGAAUCCUGGUUGGCAGAGAAGGCACUUGUCCUGGACCUCCCAGAUUAUGGACAGAAUGAAGAAUGUACUCGAGCACUGAUUCAUAAAAUAGAAUCUGUCAAGCUUGACCUAGAGGGAUUUGAGUCCCGAAUCGAGAAGUUGAAGGAAAUAGGAAAUUGCCUCUUGGUCUGUGACAACCCAGAUAGCUCCACUAUCCUUCCCAAGCUCCAGGCUAUUCUAGAAGACUAUAACUGUCUCCAAACAAAAGCUGAGACCCAAACAAAAGUUCUGCAGGAGCAAUUUCAACUGCACCAAUUUGAGAGGGAAGUUCAGUUGGUAGAAGUCUGGCUUUUGAGCAAACGGAGCAUGGCUGAAUCAGAUAACUAUGGUCAGGACUUGGAGGAUGUCGAGAUUCUGGAGAAAAAAAUUGAAGAUUUUAAAAAGGAGGUCGGAUCUCUAGGGUAUGCCAAGGUUCUUCUAAUAAAUGAGUUGGCAUCACGCCUCAAGAGUCAGUGCUGCAGCCAAUUAAGUGAUGUUGAGAAGAGAGCCCAACUGGUCAAUAACACAUGGGAGAGGUUGUAUCAAGCCACCCAGAUGAGGGCAGAGAAUCUGAGAGCAGCUCGAGAGGUUCACCAGUAUGAUCAUGAUGUGGAUGACCUGAAGGGAUGGAUUCAGGAGAAAGAGGCUGUUGUGGACAGGGAAGAGUAUGGCUAUGACUUGUCAGGUGUGCAGACCCUUCUUAGCCAGCAUGAGCGACUGGAGAGAGAGCUAAUAGCCAUUGCAAAAGAACUGGAAAGGAUCCGAGGAGAAGCCUGGCGUCUUGGUGGAUUGUACCCUCAUCCCAGAGACAACAUGAUGAGUAGACUUUCAGAAGUGGAUGAGUGUUGGGAGAAACUAAACAAGAGGUCUUCAGAAAGAAAACAGAAGCUGCUGCAGGCAGAACAAGUCCACAUCUACUUUGACAACUGCAGAGAAUGGAUGGCCUGGGCCAACAAGAUGCAUGCCCUGAUUGUAUCUGAGACACUGACAAAUGAUCUUCUUGGAGUUGAGCUGCUUAUUAAACGGCAUGAGGAAUACAAACAUGAUAUAGAUAAGCAGUGGCUAAAAUAUGAAGAACUGCAAGAAUUAGGAGGAAGCUUGGUGAAGGAUGGACACUUUAUGUCCAUGCAGAUUGAACAGAAACUGUCUGAAUUAUUGGAGCUGAUGAGCAAAGUGAGGGAAUCUUGGGACAUAAGGAAGGAGUUGUACAAGGAAAACUUGGAGAUCGUGUUACUGCGAAGAGAACUGGACCAAGCUGAAGCUUGGCUGACUGCCAGAGAAGGUUUUCUCUCAGAUCCUAUCUAUGGGCAUUCUGUCUCUGAUGUUGAACAACUAUUGAAAAAACAUCAAGAUUUUGAAAAGAUGCUGGAGGCCCAAGAGGAGAAAUUUGCACAGCUGAAUAGAAAGACAAAGAUAGAACUGAAGUUACUGAAACAAAUAGGUAGUGAGGAGAAAGAGAAACCGAUGAAGGUUCCCUCACUGUAUAGAAAACAUUCAGACAGGAAGCCAAGGAUGCUGGAUCCAAAGAAUGCUCAGCACUUGCCAUCUGUUCCAUCAAGAAAGUCCAAGCAGAAUUUACACCAGCUGGGUCAUGGAGAAGACGUGACACUGACCAGCAACAGUGAUGCUAAAGCUUCACUUUCAUCAAAGGAGCUUGAGCUGCAGGAUUCAGCUCUGAAGAGCCAGAUCUCUUUGCCUUCUUCAUUGCCCCUUAACCUGAAAAACAAGCAAGCUGUCAGUGAUGUGUUACCUUUACAUGAUGAUUUUGUAUCACCAAGUGUGCAAGACAAUAGAGAGAGUUCCUUCUAUGAUGUACAAACCAAAGACUCAGAUGCUGUGCCUGCACUCUGCAGAGAAUCAUUAGAAAAUUUUCCAACUCUGCUGGAUUCAGAUUUGCCUCUCGAGAAAUCAGAAGCUGCUUCACAGGUUUCUACAAUACAUGAGAGCAUGGAAGGCAUCCUAGAAAAGAGGGACCAAAUCCUUCCAGGAAGAAAACAGCCGAAUACAAGGUCUUGGAAUUCUUUUUAUGUCAAACUUGAAAGACAAAAACUUGACUUCUACCCUGAUGAAAAGGAUGCAUCCCAGAAUACAACUCCUGUCUUGUCAAUCAGCACUGCUGAAGCCAGAUGUGAAAAACUGCCCAAUUAUUCCAGGAAAGAAAAUGCAUUCAGCUUAAGACUGAGAAAUGGAGCUGAAUACUACUUUGCUGCUCCUUCGCAGACACUUAUGGAGGACUGGAUUCAGAAGUUGCAGAGUAACAUGGGUAGGUCUGUUUGAUUCAAUUGUAUGAAGAAUUCUUCCUGUAUCUACCC
Messenger RNA from Heteronotia binoei (common prickly gecko), 11972 nucleotides. It is a transcript of the gene SPTBN5, whose product is annotated as spectrin beta, non-erythrocytic 5. Gene Ontology annotation, biological process: actin cytoskeleton organization; DNA integration. The record is from RefSeq and is a predicted model, not a curated record. Gene Ontology annotation, molecular function: actin filament binding; nucleic acid binding. Gene Ontology annotation, cellular component: cell projection; cell junction; plasma membrane. The transcript is spliced from 62 exons. NCBI's taxonomy places the organism in Eukaryota, Metazoa, Chordata, Lepidosauria, Squamata, Gekkonidae. The coding region runs from base 1 to 11937 and encodes 3978 amino acids.